Molecule: messenger RNA, 196 nt
Organism: Acaulospora morrowiae
Lineage: Eukaryota; Fungi; Glomeromycota; Glomeromycetes; Diversisporales; Acaulosporaceae
Source: the annotation of a GenBank genome assembly
UACCAACAUUCGGAUCCUCUUCCACUAGCAGGUCUUCCACCUCCACCUGCUGACGAUGGUGCAGGAUUACGAAUACCCCUACCUCUAACGGAUGAGGGUGGUGGUCUAGCAGGACGCCCAACGCCAGAGUCAUUAUUAAAUGGACGAGCUAUCGAAUCGUUAUUAAAUGAUGGAGACGUGGGGUAUAUAAAUAUGG